Molecule: messenger RNA, 1224 nt
Organism: Loa loa (African eye worm)
Lineage: Eukaryota; Metazoa; Nematoda; Chromadorea; Rhabditida; Onchocercidae
Exons: 7
Coding region: 65-949 (294 amino acids)
Biological process (GO): intracellular protein transport; SNARE complex disassembly
Cellular component (GO): SNARE complex; vacuolar membrane
Molecular function (GO): soluble NSF attachment protein activity; syntaxin binding
Source: RefSeq, a predicted model, not a curated record
AUUUUCAGGUGAGAUACUAAUUCAGUGGACUCAACGAACUUCAUAUUGUUUUCAUUGCUUCUUAAUGGCGGAAAACGAGGCUAAAGCCCGGAAGAAGUUGGAGGAUGCAGAGAAAAAAGCAAAGGGUGGAAGUGGAUUUUUUAGUGGCUUAUUUGGUAACGCUAAAGCAGAAGAAGCUGCUGAUCUUUUUGUACAAGCAGGGAAUUUAUUCAAAAUAUCAAAGUUAUGGAGAGAAGCGGGUGAUGCAUUUGUGAGGUCCGCAGAAAUACAUGCAGCAGCAACCGAUCGAAAGCAUGAUGCAGCUUCAAACUAUGCAGAAGCAGCCAAUUGUUAUCGUAAAGUUAAUCCACAGCAAGCAAUUGAUUGCUUGAUGAAGACUGCGGAAACUUAUACGGAUAUGGGUCGUUUCAAUAUGGCUGCUAAAUAUCAUUGCACGAUGGCUGAAAUUUUCGAAAGUGAGGCUCCAGACAUGGCUCAAGCAAUGACUCAUUAUCAGGAGGCAGCUGAUUUUUAUAAAGGUGAAGAAAGUCGAAGUUCGGCCACUAAGUGCAUGAUUAAAGUUGCACAGUAUGCCGCACAACUGGAGGAUUAUAAAAGAGCAAUCAAAAUUUUCGAAGAGGUGGCUACUUGGGAGGCCGAUCAUCCGACCUUAAAAUAUGCUGCGAAAAAUCAUUUUUUCCAAGCCCUUCUUUGUCAUCUUUGUUCUGAUUUGCUAGAUACUCAGAAUGCGCUAAAGCGUUACGAAGAAAUCUCCCCGUCAUUUGUGGACUCGAGAGAAUAUAAACUUAUCAACGAAUUAAUUUCGUGUUUGGAAGACAAAAAUCAAGUAAAAUUCACAGAAGUAGUAAAAUCGUUUGACAAAAUAUCACGUUUGGAUCAGUGGCACACAUCACUUUUGGUCAAAAUCAAGCGAUCAUGUGGUGAUGAGGAUGAUGAUGAUCUUAAGUGAUCUUGUUUUAUUUAUUGUUCAUAAAAUAUUAAUCACUUAGUCUGUUGUGAUUCCAGAAUACUGAUAACAUGAUUUAAGAAAAAGAAUUGUAACUUCUUUCAGCACUCAGCAUCUUUGAAAUUUUCUGCAACAAUUUCAAAAAUUUGUAACUGAAGGAGAGAGGCUGUUGUAGGCUGUGUUCAUCUGACUGUAGUUUAUACCUGUGUUGAAAAAUAAUGAAAUACUAAUUUGCGAAUUCAACUUCCAUUUGCUACUAGUCAUGAGAAUGGAAACUA